Molecule: messenger RNA, 1163 nt
Organism: Dermacentor silvarum
Lineage: Eukaryota; Metazoa; Arthropoda; Arachnida; Ixodida; Ixodidae
Product: tol-Pal system protein TolA-like
Exons: 4
Coding region: 378-1082 (234 amino acids)
Molecular function (GO): ice binding
Source: RefSeq, a predicted model, not a curated record
ACGCACUGGCGCCAGGUAGACUCACCGGUGUUUUAAUGCUGCAUCAUGCCAGACGCAUUAACCAGCCGCGCAGAUGAAAAUAAAGAUGGCUGUGAUGAAUAUAAAAGGACGCAUUGAGCGCGUGCCUUCUUCAUUGCGCCUUUCUCAUCGUCAAAGGUGACAUUAACGUACGACAGCUUUGUAGGCAGCUUUCACCGUGUCCGCGGUGUACCCGAGGUGUCUCGUCCCGUAAAAGGAAUAGGCAAGCGAGUGCGUGCAGAGAGACCACAGAGUUGGCGUUGAGUUCGCUGAGGCAGGGUCGCAUUCAUCGGACGAUAGUCUAACCAGUCCCCUUCGUAUAUACAAGGAUAGCCAAGGGAGCAGCUCCGCGUCCAGACAUGAAGUUUCUGAAAUUGGUCGCCGUCUUGGGCUUUAUUUGCCUGGCUGUCACCAGGGAUGCCGAAGGGGCCUGUAAGAGAAACACCCCCGCCGCCGCCGCUGCCAGGACAGCCGCUGACGCAGCAGAAGCAGCACAGAGGACAGCCGCCAACGCAGCAGAAGCAGCACAUAGGACAGCCGCCAACGCCGCAGAAGCAGCAGACAGGACAGCCACCAACGCCGAUGAUGGAGCCCGCAGGGCCGCCGCCGUCGCCGAUGACGCAGCAGAAGCAGCACAGAGGACAGCCGCCAACGCAGCAGAAGCAGCACAGAGGACAGCCGCCAACGCCGCAGAAGCAGCACACAGGACAGCCGCCAACGCCGCAGAAGCAGCACACAGGACAGCCGCCAACGCCGAUGAUGGAGCCCGCAGGGCAGCCGCCAUCGCCGAUGACGCAGCAGAAGCAGCACAGAGGACAGCCGCCAACGCAGCAGAAGCAGCACACAGGACAGCCGCCAACGCAGCAGAAGCAGCACACAGGACAGCCGCCAACGCCGAUGAUGGAGCCCGCAGGGUAGCCGCCAGCGCCGAUGACGCAGCAGAAGCAGCACAGAGGACAGCCGCCAACGCAGCAGAAGCAGCUCAAAGGACAGCCGCCAACGCCGCAGAAGCAGCACGCAGGACUGCCGCCGACGCCGCAGAUGCAGCACGCAGGACAGGCUAGCAGUAGCUUAGCAGUAGCCUAGCAGCGGCCCAGCAGCAGCAGCAGGAAAUGUACAAUAAACGGGAGGGUCCACAAAAAAAA